Messenger RNA from Diaporthe batatas, 3578 nucleotides. RefSeq lists its product as uncharacterized. Gene Ontology annotation, molecular function: guanyl-nucleotide exchange factor activity. Gene Ontology annotation, biological process: exocytosis. The transcript is spliced from 3 exons. NCBI's taxonomy places the organism in Eukaryota, Fungi, Ascomycota, Sordariomycetes, Diaporthales, Diaporthaceae. Gene Ontology annotation, cellular component: Golgi to plasma membrane transport vesicle; cell tip. The coding region runs from base 1065 to 2993 and encodes 642 amino acids. The record is from RefSeq and is a predicted model, not a curated record.
GCAAGACUGCGUGCUCCACUCUCACGCCUUCCUGAUCUCGCCGGGCAUCCGAUCAAUUGUUCAGUUGGCGUUUGCUUGCCAGUACCGCUUGCUGGCCUGCGCUGGCCGGCCUGCACCUGCACCCGCACCCACAAGCGGGUCCCUAAUUGGAUGGUUUUCUGGUCUCUCCUCACCUGGACCUUGGACUUGGGACUAAGUCGCCUCGCCUCCUCCCGAACACACCUUCGCUCCCGUCCAUUCUUUGCAACAAUAUAUCGCAUCUCGUAAAGCUGCUUCGUCAUUCCCCUCAACUUUCCUUCCUUCCUUCCUUCCUUCGUACCUGGCACGACACACCACACACUCCCUUCCCUUCCUUCUAUCCAUCUCUCGAGCCCCCGGCUCUACCUCUCCGUUUCCUUUGCAAUCCUACCCACCACUCAUACUCUUUAUUCAAAUUCCCUACACUGCCCGCACAUUCCAGCUCGCCCACCCUCACCUAGGCCAACCACUGCCGACUACCUUCCGGAUGGCCACUUUUUAAUAUUAAUCUGUCUCUCAAAACGCCAUUCCUUCGGCUCACAGGUCUCACCCCCGACCUGCGCUCUGCUCCGUACUGCCUGUGCUCUACUCGGCACCCGACCCGACCUGCCACGCCGCGCCGCGCCCUGCUUGCCCGACAGCUUGCCAUAGCUGCGCUCAUUUGUCACCGGCCCGUUGAGCUGCCUCGAGCUGCUCGGCACAUCGCCGUUCCUCACCUUUUUAUUAGCCGUCGCACCUCUCCCGUGUCGACCGAGACAUUCACUUGUCUCUCCCUGCUGCCGACCUGGAGCACAACACCUUGUCAAACACCAAUCUAGGAGCUUGUCUCGCAGGGCCGUCGCUGGUUCUGCCCUUGAUCCGCCAAGCUGGAUUCAUUUAUAACCGUGGCUGCAGGAUGGUCUCAAUACCACCAUAGCCCCAGUGCGAGCCCGGCACCACAACAGCGACGAUUAGGUCACCUACGCUCCCAGUCAAACUCUACCGCGCCAACUGUCAGCGCGCCCCCCACCUCUGCGAAACCCAGGUCCAACACACAGACCUCCAACAUGACCGCCGAUGUCUCCUCCCUGGCGAGGCCCGCCACUCCUCAGCCACAGCCCAAGAGGAUAUACGCCGGGAUCCAAGAAAGCGACUUCGAUUUGACCACUAUCCCUGACCCCCGGAGCAGGGCGAUGACGCCAUCCAACGCCGACGAUGCCUCGAGUACGCAGCAGCACCCUGAGCUGAACGACGAGGUCGCACAUCUCAGCUCGAAGCUCAUUCACGCCAUCAACCACCAGACGACUCUCGACGACAACCUUUCGCAAACCCGCGCCGAGCUCGAGAGGGCGCGAGAGCAGAUCCAAUCCAUGGAGGUCCAGCUCGAAAAACAAAGAGAAAUAAUUGCUGACGAAAAGAAAUUGCGUUUUGCGGCCGAGGAAGAGAAGAAGAGAAUUGAGCAGGAGUUGGAAAACCUGACGACUGAACUCUUCGAAGAGGCGAACAAGAUGGUCAUCUCGGCCAAAGAGGAGGCACGUAAGGAGCAGGAGAUCCUGCAGCGGAAGAACAGCGCUCUCAAGGCCCAGCUGGCAGACACGGAAGGCCUCCUCCAGUCCCAACAAGAACAACUGAUCGAGUUGAAGCACGUCAUGGAGCAGAUGAGCGACCAUGAUAAUGACACCGCGACGACCACGCCAUCAUCCCCCGGGUACAGCAAGUUUGACUCGAGAGAAGACGACACGCCCACAUCGGACCUCGGAUCGCAGUCCGGCAUCCCAGAUCUCGUGGCUCCUUCCUACCCCACGAGCUUCACUCACCUCUUGCAGCCGGUUCUUCGCAACGACAUCGGCGCAUACGAUGAUUUCGUGAGUCUCUGCAAAGCAUCGAGGACACCUGCGAGCCGGCCACCAUCAGGGAACCACUCGACCCUUGGCCUCGGCCUUCUUGGACCCGCUUCUAGUGUGACCUCGAUCGGCAUACCGUCUAGUGCUUCUACUGCUUCUCUGUCAUCAAUGGGCUCUCCCGCAGCCUCAUCUACAUUAUCGAUACAGACGCCGAACACUCCAGGGUCCACCGUCAGCGGGAUGUCUACCACCUCCAUGGUCCCGAUUCCGCCAUUGAAGGACUGCAAGUUCUACAAACGGGUGCUGGCCGAAGAUGUGGAGCCGACACUCCGCCUGGAUCUUGCCCCGGGUUUGUCUUGGCUGGCACGGCGCUCGGUUAUUUCAGCCAUGUCUGAUGGCUCCUUGGUUGUGGAACCUGUCCCGACAACAGGCACCUAUGCCAUGCUCUCAAAACCGCAGUUCUACCCGUGCUCACUCUGCGGUGAGAAUCGUAAAGAUGACCAGUACCUUCGAAGAUACCGCUUCCGCACCAGCGAGACCAGCUCCUCGCAGCGCUACCCUCUCUGUCGGUAUUGUCUCAGUCGCGUACGAGCCACAUGUGACUUCCUCGGUUUCUUGCGGAUCGUCAAGGAUGGCCACUGGCGGACCGACGAUGAGGACUCGGAGAAAUCUGCCUGGGAAGAGAGUGUGAGGCUACGGGAGAAUAUGUUCUGGUCUCGAAUCGGCGGUGGCGUCCGUCCAAUCCUUCAAGGCUUCCAUGGGCAGGCCGAGAAAAGCCCCCGACCGAGUCAGGAAGAGUCUGCUCAUAUGGAGCAAAAGGCGCUCUCAGUGAUCGAGGGACCCAAAUCACUCGAUGAGGUGAGGGAAACGAGCCCCGUGGAUGACGACAAUGCCGAGGACUUUGCGACCCCAUUGGAAGAGAACGCUCUCGGGUCUACCCAGAAGGGUCUCAUGCCCCACCCGGAAGACACCAAUGACACGCCGGAUGACAAGUCGGUUAUCGUUCAUGAAUCUACAACUUCCGAAGCUGGAACGCUGGUGGAAAACAAAACAAGGCAAGAGGUAGAAGCAAUUCCUAGGCCGCCUCGAACCCCCGAACCGACGGACAUGAACCGGUUGUCUUCACAGUCGCUCACACCGACCUCUUCGUAAGACGGAAACCAAGCAGAGGACGACUUCGGGUUACUCAAGCCAACCGCGAAUUCACGAACGGAUCGGGACCCCGAAAUUUUUUUUGAAUGUAUAUUUUUAAUAUCGCCAUUGUGCAGAAGGAGGCAUCAUGAUUGGAACUAAGGCCUCCUAAAAUGGACUUUUUCUCGUUCCCGGCGUUUUAGGGAAUGGUGCAUCGGAGCCAUCUUUGGACUCCUUCCUCACGAUUGUUGGAGCAUACGGGGAUGGCGGCAAAACGCACAGAAGACGGGAGAGAAAGACACGCAUUUGGGCUCUGGCUCGGGAUAAAUGGGAUUGGGACGACCGGAGAGAUAGAGUGGCCCGGAGGCUGAUCAAUACGGCCGCGGUAACCAACUGACAAAGGAAAACACGGACGGGCUGGCCUGGACGGAAACAGGGAAGACCGCCUUGCGGAGGCGGUCUCACGGGUGUCGGCGACAGACACAGCUCCUUUGCGUCACACAAAAUUAGUACAGUUUAAUGAUACCAGAAGAACACCAAAUGCUACCUGAUCAUGAAUGAAGAAGGUGUUGAUUUGACCUAAAGUAUUCCCCCCCCCCCUCCUCC